Messenger RNA from Solanum tuberosum (potato), 867 nucleotides. RefSeq lists its product as uncharacterized. The coding region runs from base 1 to 867 and encodes 288 amino acids. Gene Ontology annotation, molecular function: nucleic acid binding. The record is from RefSeq and is a predicted model, not a curated record. Gene Ontology annotation, biological process: DNA integration. Lineage: Eukaryota; Viridiplantae; Streptophyta; Magnoliopsida; Solanales; Solanaceae. The transcript has 3 exons.
AUGCUAGGUACAUGGAGAUUACCACCCCACAAGCUCAAUGUGAUGAGUUCCCCUUGGCCAUUUGCAGUAUGGGGAAUGGCUGUUAUUGGACUGAUUGAGCCUGCUGCCUUCAAUGGUCAUAGGUUCAUUUUGGUCGCCAUUGAUUACUUCACAAAGUGGGUCGAAGCUGCUUCCUACAAAGCUGUGACAAAGAAAGUUGUGGCCGAUUUUGUUCGCAGCAAUUUGAUAUGUCGUUUUGGAGUUCCAGAGUCUAUCAUCAUACACAAUGGAGCAAAUCUGAAUAGUCAUUUGAUGAAAGAGAUAUGUUAUCGCACCACAAUCCGAAUCUCAACUGGAGCAAUCCCUUACCAAUUGGUAUACGGAACAGAAGCAGUGAUACCAGCUGAAGUUGAGAUACCAUCUUUAAGGAUUAUUCAGGAAGCUGGAUUGAGCGAUGCCGAAUGGGUUCGUGACCGAUAUGAGCAAUUGGCAUCGAUUGAUGAGAAAAGAAUGAGUGUUGUUUGUCAUGGCCAGUUGUAUCAACAGAGAAUGACUCGCGCUUUCAACAAGAAAGUAAGAGUUCGAACAUUUGAGGUAGGCCAAUUGGUAUUGAAACGCAUUUUCCCUCAUCAAGACGAAUACAAAGGGAAGUUUGCACCUAACUGGCAAGGACCGUAUGUUGUCCACAAAGUACUAUCAAGAGGAGCUUUGGUUCUAGCAGAGAUGGACGGUAGAGUGUGGCGAAAAGCUAUCAAUUCAGCUGCCUUUGAAGGAUGCUAUUUAUUUCCUUUAUUUCCUUGUAAUUGCAGGUAUAAUAAGAUCAUCAAAGGAGCUAUAUUUUAUCAACCAACUAGUUCAGGAGAACAUAUCCAGCAAAUAUCAAAUUAG